Penaeus chinensis is the source of this 4468-nucleotide messenger RNA. RefSeq names its product structural maintenance of chromosomes protein 6-like (gene SMC6). The record is from RefSeq and is a predicted model, not a curated record. Gene Ontology annotation, cellular component: nucleus; site of double-strand break; Smc5-Smc6 complex. Gene Ontology annotation, biological process: double-strand break repair via homologous recombination. Gene Ontology annotation, molecular function: single-stranded DNA binding; damaged DNA binding. The transcript has 26 exons. The coding region runs from base 195 to 3482 and encodes 1095 amino acids. NCBI's taxonomy places the organism in Eukaryota, Metazoa, Arthropoda, Malacostraca, Decapoda, Penaeidae.
GGAUAUAAAGACGGAAAUCCGCGCCAUAGUUCCUGCCUCGGAAGGAGACCCUUUCGAGCAGAUAUAUUUUUUUGAAAAGGGAAAAUCACGCUUAAAAGAUGAAGAAUUCCCCUGGGGUGAAGAUGUAUUACUUGUGAUGGAAGGGCUAUAGAUAAAAAAAGGCCUAGGGGAUUGGUUAAAGCAAAACUGUCAACAUGUCAGUGCGCAAGUUAGAAGCCCUUCAUAAUGGGGACUCGGAGGACACUCCGGUCUCGAGUCAGAAAAGGAGGAGGACGUCUUAUGCCGACAGCUCCUACCUCACAGAAAUGAAGAUGACACAGGAAGGUGCUUCCUGUGGGAUAUUAGAACGUGUCAUCGUUAAAAACUUCAUGUGCCAUGACCAUCUCGAAUUUACAUUCUCUCCACACAUCAACUUUGUCCAGGGUCGGAAUGGCAGUGGGAAGAGUGCCAUUCUGACAGCUGUAGUAGUUGGUUUAGGGGGGAAUGUGCGAGCAACAAAUCGUGGUAGCAGCAUGAAAGAGCUUGUGAAGUAUGGAAAGCAUACAGCCACAAUUGACAUCCACAUCAAGAAUAUGGGCAAGGAUGCCUAUAAACAUGAAAUUUACGGUGACUGUAUUAUUGUGGAACGAAAAAUCAUGUCAUCUGGAGGUGGCAGUUACAGGGUUAAAGCUAAGGAUGGAACAGUGGUGUCAACAAAAAAAGAUGAGAUUAUACGCAUGUUAGACCAUUUCAACUUGCAAGUAGAAAAUCCUGUGACUGUGCUGAAUCAAGAUAUGUCUCGUUCAUUUCUCAAUUCUACGGAUCCUCGUGAUUUAUACAAAUUUUUCUUGGAGGCCACUCAGCUGCAACAGAUGAGGGAUAAUUACACUCAGCUACAAGAAGCACUAAGAUCGUCCUCAGCAACUAUUGAUGGCAGGAAAGAGGAUCUUCCUUUUUUGGAGAAAGAAGUAGAAGAGCAUCGUUCUCGUUAUGAAUUUAGCAAGAGUCUCACUGAUAAGCGGAACAAACUUCGGGAGUUACGGCGUGAAUUGAUGUGGUCUGUGGUACAUGAAGCAGAAAAAGAAGAAGAAGCUGCCGCACAGAAUCUAGAGGAAUAUGAGACAUCAUGUAAUAAAUUGCAGGACAAGAUAACAUUUUAUGAAACUAAAUUUGAGGAGGAGAGGCAAAAGCACAAAGCACUUCAGGAGGAACUGACCAGCACCACAGAACAGCUCACCAACCAAACCGAAGACACAUUGGCAGCCAAUGAGCAGAUGGUAAAGGCAAAAGCAAAGCUGAAGGACCAGCAGAUGCAGGCCACUACAGCCGAAAAGAAGGUCAAGAGCAUCCAAAAAGAGAUCUCAGAGCUGAAGGAAGCCAUAGAGAAGGAUAACAGUCUAGCACAGAAUAACUGGGCAGCUCAACGUGCUGCCAGGCUGGAGAAAAUAGAGAACUUGAAUAAGGAAAUGCUGGAAGUACACCAAACAGUGAAGACAGAAAAUACCCAUCACAGCAACAUCCUUAAUACAAUGGAACAUAAGAAGGCUGAGCAGAUGCAGUUCUUCUUGGAAGAGAAAGCCAUCAGAGCCAAAUGUUCCAGAUUAGAAAACGAACUGAGAGAGCUCCGUGGCCAGCAGAGUAAUGUUUUCACUAUCUAUGGACCAUGGGUUCCUGAGGUGUUGAAGCAGAUUGAUAUUGCACACAAUAAAGGAAUGUUCUCAGCCAAACCUGUUGGACCACUUGGUGCCUUUAUCAAGCUACGUGAUCAGCAGUGGGGACAUGUGGCAGAAGCAAUUAUAUCAAACAGAAUCAAUAGCUUCUGUGUCAAUAAUCAAAAGGAUUGUCAUGUUCUAAAGCAGAUUCUGAACAGAGUUAACUUUAAUGGAGCCCCAAAACCUAUCAUCACUGUUUCAAGAUUUAGAGAAAGAAUCCAUGAUGUAUCACAGUUUGAGGUGCAGUCAGACAGAUACCCAUCUCUGUGGUCAGUGUUGAAUGUGAGUGAUACAGUUGUAGCAAACACACUCAUAGAUCAAAUGCAAGUGGAAUCCACCUUGCUUAUUCCAACAGCACAAGAAGCCGGACAACUUUUAAAAGAUCAGAGAACCGCACCAAAAAAUUGUAAAGUUGCCUACACUCUCAAUAGAGAUACUUACUACCCUGAUCCAAACUACCGGAUCUAUUCAGGAAGAGGGCAACAACCAGCUCGUUAUCUUCAGGUCUCGGUUGAACAGAAAAUCAGUGACCUUCAAGCUGAAAUUAAAAGUACGCAGGAAGAAUUAAAGAAGCAUUUAUGUAAGGCAGAAGAAUAUCAAGCUGAAGUGAAAGAACUUAAGAAUGAAAUUCACAUGUCAGACAGAAAGUUGCAGAAAGAUAAGGCAAAAAUUGCACAGCUUCGCGGACAGAUUAGAGUGCUCCAGGACCAAGAGGAACCAGCUCCUCCUGAUGUAUCUCAGUUGGAAGAAGACAUUAGGCAACAGGAGAUUUUACUAGAAAGUGCUAAAGCUCAUGCUGAAGAAGUUAGGACUUUAGUAAAUCAAAGUAAAGAGAAAUAUCAAGAAGCCGCCUCCAAAUACGAGAGGUUAAGACAGGAGCACAGUAAACUUCUACAGGAAGCAGAUAAUAAGAAGAAAGAAAUAUAUCGGUGUGAACAACAGACAAAUAAGUCAAAUCAUGUUUUACAAGGUUACAAAAAGAAAAAAGGAGAUAGUGAGACCAGAAAAAAAGAGCUGGAGGCAGAAUUAAAAGCAGCAAGAGAGGGGCGCGAAAAGGAGUCAGAAAGAGCUAAGAAUUUCGAACCUCGUUUUGAAACAACUCGGAGUGCUAAAGAUGUAAAUAGUCAGUACAAAGCUCUUGAAGCAAGAUUAAACAGAGAGGAAGCAGAAAGAGGUGACCCAGUAGAAAUACGUCAGAAGUACAAGGAAGUCCAACAGAGGUACUCGGACAUCAUCCAAAUCAUAGAAAAACAUUCCAAUCUUUUAAAGCUGAUACAAGACAGUCUCGAUAAAAGACAUCAAGAAUAUGGAUUGUUCCGUCGAUUUACAUCCAUAAUGAUAAAAUCAUACUUCAGAAAUAGACUAAGUUUUCGCAAUCUUCAUGGAACACUACACUUCAACUUUGAAGAGGAAAUCCUAACAAUGAGUGUGGUCAAAUUAGGAAGUGAAAAUGAUGACAGUACAAUCAAACAGUCACAGCAAAACAGCAAAAAAAAGAAGAAAGGUUCACAGCAGACAUUAGCCAUGAUGUCAGGAGGAGAACGGUCCUUCUGCACUGUGUCAUUCAUUUUGGCUCUCUGGGAAGUUAUGGACUCACCAAUAAGAAUUCUUGAUGAAUUCGAUGUUUUUAUGGAUAUCAUAGCAAGAAAGCAAAGCAUGGAUAUGAUGAUUGAAGUUGCAGAUGCUAAGACUCAAUAUAUAUACCUUACACCAUUGGAACUCAAUAAGGCAGAACAUCCAAAUGUUUACAUAUACAGGAUGCCUGAUCCAGAAAGAAGAGAGGAUGAUUAGAAAGGAAAUGAAUCAUUUUGAUGAGAGAGAUUGUCAGUACAGACAGCCAUCAGUACAAUGAGAGUCAGUGUUAAAACCAACAACUGGAUGUUGUUAUAAAUGGCAAAGACAAAUUAUGUGACAUUCAAAUGACUAGUAUUAUAUAUGUACGUAUUUCUGCAUAUAUGUACGUAACAUAUUUCUUGUCUCAUUUUUGUCUUUCCAAUUUGGGAUUUAUGUUCUAACAAAGGAUCUAGAGAAAUAUUUCCAGAUCAAGUACUAAAGAUUAAAAUUAAAAGAAAGGGGAGUGAAAGUGGAAGGGAUUAUCAAUAAUUUAAUCCUUAUAUUUCUGUUAGAUUUUAAGAUGACAUAAUGAAGUUUAGAAAUUGUAAUGUCACUUAUAAUAAGGCACAUUUUUCAUCUGUGUAGGUUGCUCUUAUUUUCCAUUCACAAUAGUUUCAGUUAUUUGUACUUUGACACUGAUUUUAGUCAAAAGAAUAUUGCUAGGAAACAUGGAUAUUUCAUGCAUUAAUUUUGAAUUGCGCAUGGUCUUUUCCUCGAUAUUUAAAUAUAUAUAUAUUUUUUUUAAUGAAAGAGUAAUGUAAAUAUAAUUAAGUUUUGUGAACUGCAACUGUACUUGCUUUACACGGACAUUAUUUUCUGUUCAGUUUUGUAAAAAAAUUUGUCAACCAUUCCAUCAUGUAUUGUUCAUUUUGUAUAGAUAGAGAAAAGGGAUAAAGUUGGAAAAUGAUCGGAUAAAACCAACUCAAGGCCAUGACAACCUAUGCAAUCCCUCUCCUCUUGCCCCAGUUUAUAUACCUGAAUCUGUAUGUUCAAGAAUUGUGGCCUUACUUUAUAUCUAAAAAUAUCUAAAUUUGUAUGUUUGAAACAUAUAUAGGCUUGUAUGAACAUUAUGCCCUUGGGAAUACCAUAGUUGUAAUUAAAUAGAUCACUUAUUUACUGUUGUUAGUAACAGCAAAUAUUUUGGAACAAGGAACAUAUAUCAA